UGAGCACUUCAAACAAAACCACAAAAGAUCAUCACUUUAAUCCGUGACAAAUUCCAGAUGGAGGAAUUCACACUCCAUUUGAGGCUGCUUUUUAAGUGAAGUAACAGCAAAUUCCAAGAAAUGGAAGGUGCUGCUAGUAAAAGAAGAACAGCAGAGUAUCACCAGGGUUAAUAGCGCCUGUUUGAGAUCCAUGAAUGAUCACAGAGCUACUUCUCCGUAUCGAACUUGCAAGCUUCCUCACUAAUAUGCUGCCUCCCUGGGCCGCAGGCUCAGUGCUGCUACGAAGGCUCUCUGUCCCGCACGCUGCCUAGGAGGGCCGCAGCAACGAUGGCGUCCAAGGUCUCCUGCUUGUACGUUCUGACAGUCGUUUGCUGGGCAAGCGCUCUCUGGUACUUGAGCAUAACUCGUCCUACUUCUUCCUACACUGGCCACAGACAGUUCAAUAGCAUAUCGAUAGCCAGAAAAAAUGUCUCCUUUGGCAAUAUAAGAACUCGACCUAUUAAUCCACAUUCAUUUGACUUUCUUAUCAAUGAACCCAAUAAAUGUGAGAAGAGCGUCCCUUUCUUGGUCAUUCUUAUCAGCACAACUCACAAAGAAUUUGAUGCAAGGCAAGCAAUUCGAGAAACGUGGGGAGAUGAGAACAACUUCAAAGGAAUUAAAAUUGCCACUCUGUUUCUCCUCGGAAAAAACGCAGAUCCUGUGCUAAAUCAAAUGGUAGAGCAAGAAAGCCAAAUUUUUCAUGAUAUUAUCGUGGAGGAUUUUAUUGACUCUUACCAUAAUCUCACUCUGAAAACUUUAAUGGGGAUGAGAUGGGUAGCAACAUUUUGUUCAAAAGCAAAAUAUGUUAUGAAGACAGACAGUGAUAUUUUUGUAAACAUGGAUAAUCUUAUUUACAAGCUGCUCAAACCCAAUACCAAGCCAAGGAGAAGGUACUUCACUGGUUAUGUUAUAAAUGGAGGACCAAUAAGAGAUGUUCGCAGUAAAUGGUACAUGCCCAGAGAUUUGUAUCCUGAUAGCAACUACCCACCUUUCUGUUCAGGCACUGGCUACAUUUUUUCAGCUGAUGUAGCAGAAUUAAUUUAUAAAACCUCCCUUCACACCAGACUUCUUCAUCUUGAAGACGUGUACGUAGGACUCUGCCUCCGGAAGCUUGGCAUUCACCCCUUCCAGAACAGUGGCUUCAAUCACUGGAAAAUGGCCUAUAGCUUGUGUAGAUACCGCAGAGUGAUUACAGUGCACCAGAUAACGCCAGAAGAAAUGCACAGAAUUUGGAAUGACAUGUCAAGCAAGAAACAUCUUAGAUGCUAAGAUUUUUACAGCUGUAAAUACCUUUUUUUGGUUUUGCUUUAAUUUGGUUAUUUUUUGACAGAAAGUCAUCUGCUGAUUUACAGGUUAAAUUGUGAGCUACUACCUGUGAGAAGUUUUUGAGUGACUGAUUUCUCAUUCUUUUUUUGACUACCGGUUUACAGAUUUCAGGCUUUUUUUCAUAAGAACAUUUACACUGGUCAAAAGGGUCUAAAGUCAAAGCUAAGACUUUGUACAAUAUCACACACAUCAGCUCCUGCAUCUGUAUGUACAAGGAUAGUAAUAAACUGUCCUGAGCUGCUUAACAUUUCUUCAUGUUGUACUCUUUGAGAUAAGACUUAGGCCCUAAGAAAUGAAGAAAUAAAACUAUCCCUUUUUGACAUCCUACAUUCAUACUCUUCUAGAGCUUUACUAAUAAUUUAUGUGAAAUAAAUUUGCCCUGAUCUCAUACAUCCAUCCUGGCAAGGAUAUUUUAGAAUACAACACGUUCAAAACAGCCUAUUGAUGGUUCAAUAGUAGAAUUUAGACAGGUAAGAACAUCAAACCAGAGGUUUCAUAAACAAGCCCACACUGAAGUAUGUUUAUGUGCCCAAACUGCCAAUUCUUCUGAAUUACUCUGGAAAAUAUUCCAUUUCUGUCCAUUGUUAGCCCAAAGUUGCCACUAAAACAGUCCAUACAGUUCUAAAAUGAAUAUAAACUGUGGGUAAAAUACAAGUCUCAUGAGAUGUGUGAAACAAACUAUCUUAAAUAUACACUAUAAAAGCACUGCUAUAUUUUAACUUUUAAUUUAAAAUUGCAACAUUUAUUGUAAGUAUUGGCAUAUAUAGAGGACCCCACAGUACUUUGAUAACGUUGUUAUGUUAUCAUAAUUAUGUUUUGGACACUCCUUUUUAGGAAGUUAAAAUUAAUGGGCACACCCAGCAAUAUAAAAUACUACCGAAUAGUAAAAAUAUCGAUUAAUAAACAGCAUAUUCCUUCCAUAUCAGUCAGCACACUAUUUACCUGAAAAAUACAACACACAGCAGUUUUUCCUUGGGGUAAGCUCUACUUUUUGCCACAGUGCAAUGUAAAUAAGAUUACUCCAGAUUUUUAAUGGCACAGAAGACCAGAAUUUUGUUCAGUAAUCAAUUUUCCAUUGACUGGGUAACAUACAGACUCUCUUAACACUUCAGCAUCACUUUCACAGCAAAGUAGAGCUUUUAAGAAUAACUUCCAGCCUUUGUUACAAGUUUGCAGCUCCCAGGUUGCUUAUCACGGAACAAAAAAGGUCACUGAGGUCCAACUCAAGAAAACAUCAGAACUCAAGAGAUCCCCAAAGUAUCCCCAAAGUGAUAAAAAUCCAAGUACACAAGAUUUUAUGCAAGUUUCAAAAUGUGCUUAUGUGUCUUGAGUAUGAAUGAAGUGUGAUGAAAACUUUUUCUGGAAAAUUUUUUGGUAAGUGCAAAACACCUCUGUUCAGCAUCAUUUCCUAGCGAAGAACUGAAACGUGACAGUGUUCUGCAGAUAAUUUGGGAUGAACAAUUCACUGACAAACUACAGCGAUACAAAAUUCACCAAACACUUUAGUAGCUGCAGAUCACUCACAACGUCCACAGCACACACAAAAUUCUCCUUCACUUCAGCUGGAGUUUAUGUGUAAAGUAUGAAAAGCUGGUAAGACUGUACAUCAUUCAGGAUGUCAAAAGAACUAUCAGAAUUUAAAAGAAAACUCUGAACUGAUUUUACUUUUUCUAUUUUUUUGAUACCAUACCAUUGGUGUACAUAGCACUUUACAACAGCAACAGAUGAAUCAAGAUGUUACCCCAAAAGGUUUGCAGUUUCCUGGCAACUUGUUAGCCUUAUUCACAAACGCAGCACCAGUGCUUUGAAAAGAACUACUUGUAAAUAAGGUAAAGAGUAUUUGGCAUUUAAGCCACAAACAGUAGAAGUCUUAGACUUAAAGACCUAUUUCAGAUCUGAAGGUGAAGCUACACAGGAGCUUGCCCAAGAGUUACUGCUAAUCAGCAGGAGUUUGUACAAAUAAUAAACAGAUAUUUUACACAGAAA
Molecule: messenger RNA, 3351 nt
Organism: Nothoprocta perdicaria
Lineage: Eukaryota; Metazoa; Chordata; Aves; Tinamiformes; Tinamidae
Gene: B3GALT1
Product: beta-1,3-galactosyltransferase 1
Exons: 2
Coding region: 328-1308 (326 amino acids)
Cellular component (GO): membrane
Molecular function (GO): N-acetyl-beta-D-glucosaminide beta-(1,3)-galactosyltransferase activity
Source: RefSeq, a predicted model, not a curated record